This is a messenger RNA of Carlito syrichta (Philippine tarsier), 1320 nucleotides long. It is a transcript of the gene TXN2, whose product is annotated as thioredoxin 2. NCBI's taxonomy places the organism in Eukaryota, Metazoa, Chordata, Mammalia, Primates, Tarsiidae. Gene Ontology annotation, biological process: cell redox homeostasis. The transcript is spliced from 4 exons. Gene Ontology annotation, cellular component: mitochondrion. Gene Ontology annotation, molecular function: protein-disulfide reductase activity. Bases 113 to 613 code for a protein of 166 amino acids. The record is from RefSeq and is a predicted model, not a curated record.
CUGUUCCCGGAAGUGACGCAAAAAGGCCCGCCCCUGAGGAUGUGACGACGGGAGUGCCCUUGACGGGCAGGGAGGGCGGGCCCGUGCGUCCUUCCGCUCGUGCUGCAGGGAGAUGGCUCAGCGACUUCUCCUGAGGCGCUUCCUGGCCUCCGUCAUCUCCAGGAAGCCCCCUCAGGGUCGGUGGCCACCCCUCACCUCCGGGGCCCAGCAGAUCCCACAGUGCAGUCCUGGUGGUGUGACAGUAACACCCAGCCCAGUCCAGACAAUAUGCACCACCAGAGUCUGUUCAACCACCUUUAACAUCCAGGAUGGACCUGACUUUCAAGACCGAGUCGUCAACAGUGAGACACCAGUGGUUGUAGAUUUCCAUGCACAGUGGUGUGGUCCCUGCAAGAUCCUGGGGCCAAGGUUAGAGAAGAUGGUGGCCAAACAGCAUGGGAAGGUGGUGAUGGCCAAGGUGGACAUUGAUGACCACACAGACCUUGCCAUUGAGUAUGAGGUGUCGGCGGUGCCCACCGUGCUGGCCAUCAAGAACGGGGACGUGGUGGACAAGUUCGUGGGUAUCAAGGAUGAGGACCAGCUGGAGGCCUUCCUGAAGAAGCUGAUCGGCUGACGAACAGGGAAGAGCCCUGACUGCCCUGGCCCGCCUGGGAUCCUGCGGUCCCGGGGAGAGACCCCAUAGAGCUCACAGCCCUCCCAUGCAGGCCCUUCUCACCACCUCCCUCCCGCCUGGCCCUGGGGCCCGUGCUUUGGAGCCCAGCCUCCACCCAUGGGAGUUACAUGUGCUUCCGAGCUGGCUGACUGCCCGCGAGGCCGUCAGGAUGGUGCUGCUGCUGAUCUGGGGACAGCCGUCUUCCCGCCCACUCUCUUGCCUUCCACUAGGGCCUGUCACAGUCCCCGAGAUGCCUGGAGAGAGCCGAGCCCCUGCGGCGUCCGUGCUGGACAGCAACGCCUGGGUUCUUUCCUGCUCCUCUGCCGCCUGCGUUUUCCUUUCCUGCUGCUGUUCUGUAAAAAGAACAAGAAGGAAAAAAGAACCCUAAACUAGUGAGAGUAAUAUAUAAUUCUCUCAUUUUUUGUAGGUCUAUAAUAAAGAACUUUCUGUGAGCCCUUCUACCUCCUGCUGUGAAGAACAGACCUGGGGCCCCACACUCAAGUCCCCACCCCCAGAGAGCCACCUCCCUUCUUCCCUCCCCCCCUUUCCUUCCAGGCCCAAGGGCAGAGAACCAGCUGGGGUUGGGGAAGCCUGAGAUCCUUGAAUGCCACUAGCAGGAGGCUUCACUGUGAACAGAUGACACUAAUAAAGCUAGGGUUCGCACUGUG